GCCAGUGGCCGAUCGCCCUACGCGACUCGCAGUGGCACAGUUCACGAGGGGUGAUCACAUUUACUGGCACCAACAUGGACGGUUGGGCGUUCCAGCCACAGGGAUCUUCCGGUGGUUCAGUCUCCGCGUGGGAGUGUCUGUCGAAUGCCACCUUUGCAACUGACGGCACUCUUAUUAUGCUGACCCGGAAUUCUUUUAAUCUUUUAUCCAACAACUAUUACGCAUACCUGUGCAUUACAUUAACGCAAGUGACGACCGCAUCCUAUCAGUUCUACAUUCGCCACGAGCCUCAUCCGAAUGUUGGCUCCGAGAGAGUGUAUCUGUCCAUCGUGAAUAGUGUCACAGAACCGAGCAGGAUCUGCAAUACCACGCACGGGGCGUCCGGGCCAGAGUAUAACAUGCUGAUACGCGUAGGAGGUGAAAGCGCAGCAAAAGUGACCUGUCCCUAUACAUUUCUUGGUCGCUAUGGUUACACUCAUUUCUCAUCCACGGGGUCUUUUACUUGCGACGCAGCAACGUCAGAGCUGGACGCGUGUACAAAUACGCAACACAUGAAGUUCAACUAUACAGCUUGCUCUACCAGGGUGACCUACUCACAAACGUGUGAAACACUCAGCAACCCGCCGAGAGGUAUCGUCGCCAUAGCAACGAGCGGCUCCGUGACCACAGCGACGUACACGUGUCAGGCAAAUUACACGUUGUGGGGUAACGUGUCACGUAUCUGCCAGGCAGACAACAAGUGGGGCGGGUCUGAACCGUUCUGCAACUGUGCAAUCCCGCCAACACCGUCAAACGGAAUUGUGGUGGUGAACAGUGGUGGCACCGUGGCCACGUUCUCUUGUAACGUUGGAUACACGUUGAGCGGCGUGAGGACGCGAAUGUGCCAGGACGGAUUGACCUGGGACGGAUCGAACCCAACAUGCGUGAAGUGCCAAACGCUGGCGUCAGUGAGCGGCCAGACUUCGACGCUAUCUACCAACGCCACAGUGACGUCAGUGACGUUUUCAUGUGCAAACGGCUAUACAUUGAACGGAAUAGCGUCCAUGACGUGUUUGUCGACAGGAAACUGGACUGAUGUUCAACCUUCUUGCACUAUCUGUAAGACACUGACCAAUCCGUUGAGCGGCACAGUGACGCUGUCCACGAACGGCCUGGUCACCAAGGCGACGUACUCGUGCAGCUCAGGAUAUACGCUACAGGGCGUGACCAACCGCACGUGCUUGACAGACGGCAACUGGGAUGGAGCAGACUCGACGUGUUCUUGCGAUGCCCCUAGCACCCCUAUCGGCGGAAGUGUAGCCGCGAACGGUUCCGUUGCGCUGUACACGUGCAAUCUCGGGUCAACCAUCAUCGGCUCAGCCUCCCGCUCAUGUCAGUCGGACGGAAGUGGCUGGAGCGGCACCAAUCCCGCAUGCACAACAUGUGUGACGUUAACUACGGUAGUCGGAGGCAGUUAUUCGUUAACAACAAACGGCAUACAGACGUCAGCGACGUAUACAUGCAACGUUGGCUUUACUCUCAACGGUGAUAACCAAAUAACGUGCCAGUCAACCGGAGUUUGGAGCCCUGUUCAGCCGACAUGUGUAAAAUGUGCAACACUUGACAACCCGUCGAGCGGCAGAGUGACGCUACUGACGUCCGGGACAAAGACGAGCGCCACCUACUCUUGCUCGUCCGGUUAUAGCCUCAAUGGCGUCACAAUCCGGCUGUGCAACCCGGACGGAAGUUGGAGCUUAUCAGCCCCCACAUGCACAUGCAUAGGGCCGCCAUCCGUCGUGAACGGGAACGUCACUUCCGACGGCAGCAAGGCGACUUACAUGUGCCAUAUAGGCUAUUCAAUCAGCGGGGUCAGCACCCGGACGUGCAGCAGUACCGGAAGUGGCUGGAGCGACACCGAUCCCACGUGCACCACGUGUGCCACACUUCCGUCUCCGACUGGUGGAUCCGUUUUGAUGACCUCAGACGGAUUAAACACUAAGGCAACUUACAGCUGCCUCACCGGUUACACCCUCAAUGGGAUUUCCCCAAUCACGUGCAGGAGCGACGGCACGUGGAACUUCCAACCUCCCACUUGUGCCAAGUGCCCGGAUUUGGUUGACCCGAGCAGUGGGACGGUAAUAGUAAACUCGUCAGGGGGCGUCACCACAGCCUCGUUCUCAUGUGCGACCGGAUAUUACAUCAGCGGCGCCUCACAGCUCACCUGCAAGACGGACGGAAAUUGGGAUAAGUCUGCCCCGACGUGCAAGUGCAACUUCCCGCUGGCGAUAGCGAAUGGCGGGGUGUCGGUGUCGGAUAGUGCCGGCGCUACGGCGGCGGCGUACCGCUGUGACCGCGGCUACUCGCUGAGCGGUCUGAACUCCCGGCUCUGUAUGAGUGACGGAAGUGGCUGGCAGGGAGCCGACCCAUCUUGUACCGUGUGUCAGACGCUGCCUGUUGCCGGUACUGGUACAAUCACUUACACCACGAACGGUACACACACGAUUGCCAGCUUCCGGUGUGAUAGUGGUUCCACACUGAAGGGAACAAGCGAGCUUACCUGUCAAUCAAACGGUCAAUGGAACUCAAGCCCUCCCACCUGUGUUUCAUGUCCGACGCCGGGUACCAUAACCAGCGGAAGUGUAUCUAUGACAACCACCGGCACCGUUACCACGGCAACCUAUACUUGCUUGAGCGGGUACGAGCUGACGUCUCUGGGGACGUUGACGUGUCAAGUGACCGGAAAUUGGGACCGCCCAAGUCCGACAUGUGUUUGUCUGAUCCCUCCACUUAUCUCCAACGGUUAUUUCGACGUCUCUCUUGACAAAACCACCGUGACGUACACGUGCAACGUCAACUUCAUCUUAGUGGGCGGCUCUACACGCACGUGUAAAUUUGACGGCACUGGCUGGAGCGGAAUUGCACCAUCAUGCGAAAAAUGUAACACGUUGGCCUAUCCCACCGGUGGAACUAUUUCCUACUCUACUGACGGACUGACGCCGACGGCGAACUAUAGCUGCGUCGUCGGAUACACGUUGGACGGUGAUAGCGUACGAACAUGCCUAACAAAUAAGUCCUGGGUCCCUCAGGCUCCUGUAUGCGUGUAUUGUUCAAACGUCCCCACUCUGCCAAGCGGCGUUGUUUCGCUUCGCACAGACGGACGAAUAAGUGUCGGUACAUUCACAUGCCUCGGCGGCUACACACUAAAGGGUUCGGCUACUAGCACGUGUCUUAUUACCGGGAUGUGGUCGGGUACGACCCCCGUCUGUGAGUGCAACUCCCCCGGCGUCCCUUCCAACGGGGGCAUGGUCGCGGACGGACGGACUGCUAACUACACUUGCAACGCGGGAUACUCCAUCCAGGGGUCGAGCAUUAGGGCCUGUGCGGCGGACGGAACCGGAUGGAGCGGCAGUGAUCCUUUAUGCGUGCUUUGUACUACACCAACCAUGCCGCUGGGAGGUACCUAUGUUCUCGGAACAUCCGGCACACAGACUCACGCGACUAUAUCAUGCGAAAGUGGCUAUUCAGUUUCCGGUUCGAACAAGAUCUUUUGUGGAAGCGAUGGCAGCUGGAAUGCUGUCCCUGUUUGCGCUUCCUGUCCACCCUUAGAUCCGCCUGGUAGUGGGUCAGUGGUGUUGACGUCGAACUCGCUUGUUACCAUAGCAACAUACUCGUGCUCUCCUGGAUACGCGCUAGAUGGCGCCCGGCAACGAACGUGUAACCACUCUGGAAUUUGGGAUCUACAACCACCCAAAUGUUUUUGUAAUUCCCCGUCCAUCCCUCAAAACGGUGCCAUGAUGGAUAACGGUUACACAGCCAAUUACACGUGCACUGUGGGGUUCUCGCUGGACGGAGAUCAUAUCCGGUUAUGCGCAAACGAUGGUUCCGGUUGGAGCGGACAAAAUCCACAGUGCACGCCAUGUAAAACGUUAACGUUCUCGACGCUGUCAACAUCAGUAGCCUUGACAACGGACGGGCUGGAAACAACAGCCUCGUUUUCAUGCGCGGUGGGCUACACGUUGAAUGGCCACGUGCGCAUCACUUGCAGGAGUGACGGCACGUGGGACUUUAGUCAGCCCCUGUGUGCUCAGUGUCCCACAUUGACGAGUUCAUCCAGCGGUACUGUUUCCAUUGUUACUAACAACACAACGACGGUCGCGUCUUUCACCUGUCUCCCUGGUUACAUUCUAAGUGGGUCAAGGUCGAUCACGUGCCAGCCGACAGGACAGUGGAGCGAUGCCACUCCCAUGUGCAAGUGUUUGGCCCCUUCCACCCCCUCACAAGGAACCAUGGUGGUAUCGGACCUGAACAACACGCAAACAGCCCGAUACAGCUGCAACCUAGGUUUCGUAAUAUCCGGUCCGUCUAAUCGGAAGUGCCAAGCUCAGGGCUUCGGCUGGGAGGGUCUAGACCCCACGUGUGAAAAGUGCGCGAGCUUAACAAAUCCGAUAGGGGGCAGCAUAUCUUACACCACUGACGGACUGACGACGACAGCGAACUACUCGUGCGUGGUCGGCUACACACUGACCGGCAGUGCCUUUCGCACGUGCCAUCAGAACGGAACCUUCACACCGACAGCACCGACAUGUGUUUAUUGUUCAACUGUGUCCUCUCCCGCCAGUGGUAAUGUAACGCUGCAUACGGACGGUGUUACCAGCACGGCCGUGUACGCAUGCGCUGUCGGAUAUUCCCUUGUGGGCAUGGCAACGCGCACGUGCCUUUCUUCCGGAAUUUGGAAUGGAACGACGCCAUCAUGUGAAUGUGACCCACCUGCCACGCCAUCUAACGGGACAAUGGUCGCCAACGGAAAAACUUCCAAUUACACGUGCAAUAUAGGGUUCGCGCUGCAAGGGGAGGCUUACCGGAAGUGCCUGACAAGCGGCCUGGGGUGGAGCGACACUGAUCCAGUCUGCAAUAAGUGUGCAUCGCUGACGUCACCUGUGGGUGGGUCAUUCACGUUCGGCUCCACCGGGAGUCAGACGUUCGCGAUGUUCACGUGCAACACCGGCUAUACGAUACACGGGGUGAGCAAGAUCUACUGCAGCAGUUCCGGUAUCUGGGAGGUGUCGCCGGUCUGCACUGCUUGCCCGACACUGAACCCUCCGUCAAGCGGCAGCCUAUCGCUAGUUUCCACUGGUUACGUCACGUUUGCCAACUACGCAUGCGCAAGCGGAUAUUUCCUGUCUGGUACUACCCAGCGUACGUGCCUCCCAGACGGCACCUGGGACCUUACAGCGCCAACGUGCGCUUGCAACUCCCUACUUCCCCCUCAGCAUGGCACCGUGACGGAUAACGGUACUAUAGCAACGUACUCAUGUAAGGUCGGGUACUCGCUAGGUGGUGCUCAUAUCCGCACAUGCGCACUGGACGGUACCGGUUGGAGCGGAACUAGCCCUGCAUGCAGCACUUGUAAGACGCUCUCAACCACUUCCGGAGGAAGCGUGACCCUGUCAACUAACGGUCUGGAAACCAGGGCCUCGUUCUCGUGUGACCUGGGCUACACGUUAAGUGGUGACGUGGCGAUCACGUGUCGAGGAGACGGCACGUGGGACUUCAGUCAACCCCAGUGUGUACAAUGUACGACAUCUCCCACCAUUGCCAGCGGAUAUGUCACCAUGACGACUGACGGCCUCGUAACCACGGCGACCUUCGACUGUAACAGCACCAUCAGCAGUUACUACCUCAGUGGAAGUAGGAGCAUCACGUGCACCACAUCCGGGAAGUGGAGAAGCGCAUUCCCAACCUGCAAAUGCAAUUCCCCUUCAACGCCGACGAAAGGCGGCAUGUUCAUCACAGAUGACGCGGCGGGUCAGGUGGCCCACUACAGCUGCAUACUGGGAUACAGCAUUUCCGGUAUGACGUCACGUCGCUGUAUGAGCGACGGAACAGGCUGGCAAGACGUGAACCCAACCUGCAAUCUCUGCGAUGACAUAACAACGCCGCCGGAGCUAACGGUGACGUUAACGUCAAAUGGCUCGGUGACUUCCGCCCACUACGCAUGCUCCAACAACUACACGCUGCUGGGCGAGCAUGUGCAUACGUGUUCAUCGAGCGGCAUGUGGAACUACCAGAUGCCAACAUGUGUUCUAUGCGCAAACAAGACUGACCCUCUUGGCGGACGUGUCAAGCUGACCACUGACGGCCUGCUGACCACGGCGACGUUCACGUGCCUGACCGGAUAUGACGUAAACUCAACCGCAGUCAUCAAGUGUGACGUCACAGGAAACUGGAAUCUACCGGAUCCUUUCUGCGUGUGCAACCCGCCCCGUAUUCUUGCUAACGGCGCCAUGGAGCUGCUCGACGAUGGCAUGACGGCAAACUACUCGUGCGACAUCGGCUUUGAACUCGUCGGCAGUGACGUCAGAUAUUGCGCCACCGACGGCACUGGCUGGGACGGCACAGAACCGAGAUGCGAUAUGAUAGAGACGACGACGCCAACACCGGUACCGGCAGACGACGGGUCGCUCACCUUCCCCCGUGAGGCUUUCAUUGCUAUCGUGGUGGUGGUGAUUUUAGUCAUCAUCGCACUGGUGGCGAUCGCGUUCGUCUGCUACAUGAGGUACCGGAAGGAGCACUAUAAGAUCGGCUCACAACCUGAAACCGUUUCCGAAAAAAAUAAGUUCGCUCCUGAACGGCCCAGCUCGGCGGUCAAGAGUUACCCGGUAAAUGAGGUAAACGACAAGAGCUUAAAAACAACAUUUGACCCUCGAACACUAAGAAACAAGUCCUCGUCGAUGAAAUCGUUAUACAGCGAGAAAGCGCCCAGCCUCAACGUGGAAGAUAAAAUAGCGCCCGAGACUGCGACAGUCCACAUUCCAGACUAUUUCCCCAACGGCGACCAUAAGCUUCCGCUGAGUUCCAUUCGUCUUCCGAAGCUUCCUCCAAGACCGCCGGAAGAGACUAAAGAAACUAAACGUGUAGUGAAAGCUAAACGACGAAAACGUCGUCGGCUCGAAAAUCCCUUGCCUUCGACGAUGGACGCAAUUGGAGCGUCUAACGGUUCGCUGCCGAACGGCUCGCUUCCGAAUGGCGGACCGCGGACGUCGACGCCGAUUGAGGUUCGAAUGAGAAGCGUUGACACGCCGACGAUUUUGUCUUCGGAACAUCUGGACUACAUUCAACCCGUGUAUUGUGUGGAGCCCGACGGCGUGUUCUCGACAGACAGUAAGACGUUCUCGGUUCUUCGCAAGGUUAUGGACAAUAUAUCCAAGACAGAAAGUUCUGUUUGAGCUCAGUGGACAUUGCUACCGGUAUUUCAUCUUUUCUUUUUCGUACUCUCAUAUAAGCGAGAAUAGUGAAGUUUGCACACCUCUCAGCAAUCAACAUAAGCUAUUCUAGCUCAUCAUCCCAGCACAAGAUCUGUAUACGUUAUUUUUUAAUGAACGCGAAUGCUGAUCUGGCUCAUCACCGAAGCGCAACAAUUCAACUUGUAUGUUAUAUGUGUUGAAAAAUCUUGCUCAGAAACCUAGCACAAUAUAUGACAUAAGUAUACGUUAUUUAUGCUUUAUUAAACUCGGCACACCAAUGUUACAUUCUAACACAACUUUUGUUUUAUAUGAUGUGAGCCAUAAACAUUCAUAAUGCCAAACCCUCGAUGCUCCGUAGUUCUCGUUAUCAAUUAUUAAACGGAACGCAUUGAGUGUUUGCAAAAAAAUGUAUUCUUCAUUUUACAUGUAUAUAUCAAGAGCUUCCACUUGUAGUUUUUGUUGUUGUUGUGUACAAUGAUACUAAUAUUAUCAAAACAUUUUCUAUUAUAUAAAAAGCAUCAAUGGUUCAACUUAAAGAAUUGAUACCGCGUCAACAGAUUGAUAUGACAUUAAUUUCGUAAUGUGUUAAUGACGCGUUUGUGCGAUUUAAUUUAGAGCAAUAUUUGACCCUGCUUCAUUUUGCGGUUUUUACGUGCUAAACCUGUUUUUUUUUGUCUGUAGGAACAUCAGUGUGUGCCAUAUUUUGCUUGGUAUAAAAUGAUUGAUAAGGGUUUAAAUAAAUGAUACAUUAAAUUUAUGCAGUGAUAUAAAACUAAUAAACAAGCCUGUAUCUUGAUCAAACUCAAUUACCAACGAACGCGCGUUACCCUAAUUAAUUAAUCAUACAUUAAUUUGCAGUUUCCAAGUUUAUUAUCCCACUGAGGCUAUAGUUCGUGUGCACUGUCUAUAAAGAGUAUUGUAUUAUAACAUUAAUCAAUUUUUACAAAGAAAAGCCACAUUAGUAUUGCUGAAUGUUGUAUAUAGUUCAUACCCGUGUGCGGAAAACAUAUGUUCAUAUUAUUUAUAUGAAAAAUCAUCAACCUCGUGUAUAUAUGCAUUAUUUAUU
Messenger RNA from Dreissena polymorpha, 8289 nucleotides. Its product is annotated as sushi, von Willebrand factor type A, EGF and pentraxin domain-containing protein 1-like. Lineage: Eukaryota; Metazoa; Mollusca; Bivalvia; Myida; Dreissenidae. The transcript is spliced from 41 exons. Bases 75 to 7205 code for a protein of 2376 amino acids. The record is from RefSeq and is a predicted model, not a curated record.